Molecule: messenger RNA, 4572 nt
Organism: Pochonia chlamydosporia 170
Lineage: Eukaryota; Fungi; Ascomycota; Sordariomycetes; Hypocreales; Clavicipitaceae
Product: DDHD domain-containing protein
Exons: 3
Coding region: 1-4572 (1523 amino acids)
Cellular component (GO): cytoplasm
Molecular function (GO): metal ion binding; glycerophospholipase activity
Source: RefSeq, a predicted model, not a curated record
AUGGACCCAACCAAGAUGAACAGCCUUGGGCCUCGGCAUGAUCCAUCAGCUCGUGUCCAGAAGCCAAAUGCUGGCCUUGACCGGCUGGCUGCUUUGAAAGCUCGAGUAGCAGCAGCUACAGGUGCUAGCAAGGCAAAAGGAGCUUUGAACCCUUUACCUGGAGAUCUAGGAUCGCGAGAAUCAUCUCUAAAAGCUGGAGACUCAUCACCCAAAGCCGCACAUAUUCGUACCGAGCAAGGCGGUCGAUCGUCCUCUUACCACGCCCUAGCAACUCAAAGUCGCACAUUCCGAAAACCGAUCACGCAGGACCAUGCGGGCGAUAAUCCAUAUUUUGACGAUACUCUCGCGCACCCAGGCUCUGGUGGCAGAGUACGAGAACCGAGACGCUUAGUAUUCAACCAGAAGGGAAAAUACAUUCAGCAAGCAAAUGCCCUUCGUCGGCAAGCUGCCCUAGAGGCAAUGAAAAAAAGAAUAGCAGAACAGACGAGAAAAGCCGGCAUCAACGAAGAUCUAGACGUGGAAAAGAAGUUCGUUGUAGGAGAGCCGCCAGAUAUCGAAUGGUGGGACGAAGGGCUCGUCGAUGGCAAAAGCUACGAGAAGAUUGCAAAUCCUGCAGUACUGAAGAUUAGGAGCCCUGAUAGUAUUGUGACGGAAUAUGUUCAACAUCCUGUCGCACUCGAACCACCCCAAGAUCGCCAUGUUCCAGAAGCAAAAGCGAUGUUUCUGACAACCAAGGAGCAAGCCAAAAUCAGGCGUCAACGUAGGAUGGCAGAGUUGAAGGAAAUGCAAGCCAAGAUUCGCCUUGGAUUGGUUCCGGCACCACCGCCGAAGGUCAAGAAGGGGAAUCUAAUGCGUGUUUUGGGUGACGGCAAGUAUUUCCAUUUUCAAGCUAUUCUGUGCUAUCCUAACUCUGUUUUAUUAGUUGCCGUGAAGGACCCCACAGCUGUCGAGGCAAGAGUCAACCGCGAAAUCGCAGAACGGCACCAGAAACAUGUGGAUGCCAACGACGAUCGGAAGUUAUCCAAAGAACAGAAGAAGGAAAAGUUGUCCAAGAACCAGCAAAGAGAUGCCGAUAAAGGCAUCUAUAUUCUGGUCUUUAAGAUCUCGAGCUUGGCAAACGGGCAACACCGUUACAAAAUUGGAAUGAAUGCCAAUCAACUUGCCCUUUCGGGAACUUGCAUUAUGCACCCGAAAUUUAACUUGGUUGUUGUCGAAGGCGGUGCUUGGAGUAUCAACAAAUACAAGAAGUUGAUGCUCAACCGCAUUGACUGGACAGAAAAUUCUCCCUCGAGGAGCCGGGAUGAUAAACACAGUCCAGAAAAGGACUGGCUUCAGGCGGAGAAUCAAGACGGAGCGCUCAAGGAUAUGUCGUUAAACGAGUGCAAAUUGGUAUUUGAAGGAGAACAAAAGGCAAGGGGAUUUAAGAAGUGGAUCAGUAGUGAUCACCUAUCACGACGAGCGUACGCCCUAAAUGGUAUUCCCGCGUUCUCAUUUUCAAUCGACGAUGGCAAGAUACGAAGUUUGAACGAUGCCAACCCCAAUCACCUGGCUUACUUCGACACCGCAACCGACGCGCUGCCCAACAUGACAUCAGCCUCACAUACGUAUGGCUCUAACUGCCGCCUGACACCGAUAUCACGAAUUUCGGGUGACAAUGGGAUGCCAGCAAUUGUCUCCCAGUUCUUCUACUCCUCACUUACACCGAUCGAGGGACUAUCAUCAGCCCAAUAUCAUGGGGCAAGCCCGGACCACAAGUCUCUGAAGCGUCAGCUUCGGCCGUUUUCUUGUGGUGAUAACAAUGCCUUGGAGAGAGCCUGGAUAAGCCUAGCGUCUGAUGACUGUCGUGAUGAACAUUGCGCAGUAAGAUCAGGUCAAAAGGAAGUCGUUGAACUGCGCGCGGAUUUCACGAAAAGGCUGCAGAGCCACGUGGAGAAGCUGGCUUUGAGGCAUCUGGAAUUGCACCCCGGCCUCAGUAAAGUCUCGGAAACGAAUAUAGAAGCGGAAGAUCUGUCGGACUGCUGCCAGGCAUUACGUGCAGAUAUCUCUGACAUGCUUCAGCAUAAUUUCUGUGCUCUGCACAGGAGAAUUCACCCCGGACUCGCCGUUGAUGCGGUGAAGAGAGCUGUUAUUGUUGCGACGAGCGCUUUGAGACGUGGAAUCAUUGACGCAGCUGAUUCAACGCCGAAUGCAACUCUUAAUGAUCUAUCGGCAAGGCAAAGAGAGGUCAUCCAACCGCCCAUAGCUGCAACGGGUGCAGGUACCAAUGGACCUACAGCGGAGGGGCAGUUUCGUCCUGCAUCUGCUGUUGCAACUUGCCCUAACCAAGACCAAGGGUCUCCAGACGGACUCGGACCUACUCGGCUGAAUGCAACAGCGAUUGUUGGAAUGCCGGGGAAUACCUUUAUUCGGGCAGAAAACAAGAGUGCUUCCGCAGCCCAUUACUCUCUAACCCCACACGGAGGGCAGAAAGUGAUUGAUAAACAUCAAGACAAUAGAUCAACCGGAUUACUUGACGCUACACAUCAUUCAAAGCCGGUGCAGUCUCAUGAACACCCCGGUAUUAGUUCGUCCGUCAUUGAUGUCGUUGUAGGCGUAUCCAGACUGCAUAAGGUAUCACUUCCCACACUUCUCAUGAAGCCCAUAUAUUGGUCACCCGUCAACGAUGUGGCCGUCAUAACGCGUGCAACUUGGUUUUACAGAGAUACAAUGAUGCCUGUUGCUCCGCCAGUUGCAAAUCAGUUAGAAGCUGGGUAUCAGGAGCUGCAGCCUUGGACGGAAACUUGGAGAGAUGAGUUGAGGUGCGCCGUCGAGGUAGGACCCUUAGGAGAGGAGAAGGUUUCCCACUGCCUUUGGCCCGAAGACUCCAAACAUUUCGAUGACGCAAGCCAAAGGCUGGAGCCAAAAAUAUCCGGGGAUCUGUUUUGCUCUGCACGCUGUUUCCGAGGGGAUGCUGCAGCACAAGGGACCAUUGACUUUGUAAUUGAAGGUCAAUCUUUAGGGAAAGAGAGGCUAAAUCGAGCAUUCGCCAAUUACCACGUCAUCUAUAAAGACGACAAGAUUGCCUUUCUGUUGAAACCUAGCCUUCGGCCAUCUGCCUAUUACGGAAGAAAACCAGCUUCGAAAAUCGCCAAAGGCUUUACUGUUGGGAUCCCCGUUGUACGAGGUUUCGAUGCGGCUACCUGGAAUCGAAUUCACAAAGCGCUAAAUAUUUCUCACAGCAGUCAAGGAGCACCGCGCCCGAUGAGUCAUCCUCCACAGGCGGAGGAGGCUGAGGAACCUCGAGUUUGUGAAGGUUGUCAUGCUGAAGAAACCAAUGGUCAAGUAACCGACCUAGUUCUUGUGGCUCAUGGAAUUGGUCAAAAGAUUGCAGAGAGAGUGGAGAGUUAUCACUUCACACACGCUAUAAAUGGCUUUCGACGUGCCGUUAACCAUGAGAUGUGCAAUCCCGUUAUCCAACACGUCUUGCGCCCGAGUCAGAAUGGUGUGAUGAUACUACCGCUAAAUUGGAGGAUGGGACUUUCAUUUGAAGACGGGAGCUCCGCUGACCAUGGAAAGAACGAAGAACAAGGGAACGAGUCAUUUGGCUUGAAGGAUAUUGAGCCCAACACGAUCCCUGCAAUUAGAAGCAUGAUAUCUGACGUGAUGUUUGACAUACCGUUUUACAUGUCGCAUCACAAAAGCAAGAUGAUAAAUGCUCUUGUGUUCGAAGCAAACAGAGUAUACCGCCUUUGGUGUCGAAAUAACCCCGGAUUUGCUGCCAUAGGAAGAGUUCAUCUUAUUGCACACUCUCUUGGAAGCGUUAUGGCGGUCGAUAUCCUUUCUCGACAGCCAACAGAAGCCCCGAGCGUGGAUCUACGGCGGACUGAGCCAGGAACCCAGUUCUUUGAAUUCGAUACGACCAACUUGUUUCUUGUUGGAAGCCCUGCUGGUUUCUUUUUACUCCUUGAGCACGGAGUAUUAACACCUAGGCGAGGUCGUCGAAAACCUGGAGCGGACCCAAGAGACGCAAACGACGGGCACAUUGUGAGUGAUGCCGGUCGAUUCGGUUGUCUGGCUGUGGAUAACAUCUACAACGUACUUGCCAAAGAAGAUCCGAUUGCGUAUUUGUUAAAUGGUGCCGUGGAUCCUGCAUAUGCCUCGUCUUUGAAGACGGCUUACGUUCCGGGUACGUCUGCCUCAAUUUUCAAGUCUAUGGGUGAUGCCAUGCGACAUGUUGUGCCCGGUUUAUCUCUGCCAGCUGAUCCAUUGUUGGCCAGCGCAGAGAGACCGUCAACGGUACGUCUUCCUUCUCAACUAGAAUUGGAAGUUCAUGAUUUCACUCGUGAAGAGGUUGCUGAAAAAAAGGCUUUCCUACUAAAUGAUAAUGGUCAAAUCGAUUGGUUUCUCAGAUCUGGAAGCGGUCCAUUGGAGAUCCAGUAUCUAAACAUGCUCAGUGCCCACACUAGUUACUGGAUCAACCAGGAUUUCAUCCGUAUGCUGUGCCUGGAGAUAGGCCGACAACCUGGACGGAAGCACACAAUCCCAGCCAUGAGAGCUGUUAAAGUGGCUAAACGCUUUGGACUAGAUAAGUAA